Messenger RNA from Sphaeramia orbicularis (orbiculate cardinalfish), 1797 nucleotides. It is a transcript of the gene supt7l, whose product is annotated as SPT7 like, STAGA complex subunit gamma. The coding region runs from base 213 to 1508 and encodes 431 amino acids. Lineage: Eukaryota; Metazoa; Chordata; Actinopteri; Kurtiformes; Apogonidae. The record is from RefSeq and is a predicted model, not a curated record. Gene Ontology annotation, cellular component: SAGA complex. Gene Ontology annotation, molecular function: transcription coactivator activity; protein heterodimerization activity. The transcript has 5 exons.
CAGCUCACUCGUUUGUUCCUCAGUUCCUCCAUGACUGCGUUGUCUAUGUUUGUUAGUACCAAAGUAUAGUCAGACCUCAGAUAAUACGGGCUAUAUUGCUAUUUGGCAAAUAAACACAGUCCUGAGUUAUUGACUUCCAUAGUCAGUUUCAUUUGUAAUACGGCGUACGAUUGGAUACGAAUUUACAUUCAGUUUGUGUUUGACCAUUCAUCAUGAUGCGUUACUGGGGUGAGAUCCCUGGGCCUGCAGGAGCUCCUCCCAGUCGCAGCUCCUUUGACUUGUUACAGCGUGAGUUCCGCUCUGUGGAGAUGCAGGAUCCACCCCUGCACCAGCCCUCAGCGCAGCGUCCCCGACCCACCACAAUGCUGGAUAUCCCCUCUGAGCCCUGCAGCCUCACCAUCCACACAGUGCAGCUGUGCCAGCAUGCCCGCCGCCUCCGGGCACUGUUGGCUGCUGCCCAAGCUCAGGCUCAGGGUCAGAGCUCUGCAUCCUCUGAAGGUGGCAGCAGGUUGGAGGAAUCAGACACCACCCUGCCACUACGGCCUCCCACCCCUCCUGUCAUGCCAGAUGACCUACUGCCAAUAGACAGCAAAGCACCUCGACAGCCCUUCCAACUCCGGCACAGUGACCCUGAAAGUGACUUUUAUAAGGGUAAAGGUGAGCCUGUCACUGAACUGAGUUGGCCCUCCUGCAGGCAGCUCCUCUAUCAGUCAGUGGCCACGGUCCUGGCCCACGCUGGCUUCGAAUCAGCCCAGGAAAGUGUACUGGAGACUCUUACUGACCUGGUCCAUGAGCAUUACCUGCGGAUCACUCGUCUACUGCGGGUAGCAGUGGACAGGGAGGCACGGCUGGGAGCCAGCGCAUUCCCAGAUGUGGUAGAACAAGUGUUCCAUGAAGUAGGCAUUGGCAGCGUUCUGGCCCUGCAGCGCUUUUGGCAAGUGCGGAUCAAGGACUAUCACAGCUACAUGCUUCAGGUGAGCAAAGAUCUGUCAGAAGAAUAUGAACGGCUGGUGAACCCAGAGAAAGCUCUGGAGGAUUCCAAACCCCCCAGAAUCAAGGAGGAGCCCAUGAGUGACAUUUCCUUCCCUGUUAGUGAGGAGCCUGAGGCUGAUCUGGCCUCUGGGGACCAGGCUCUGCCCAUGGGGGUGCUUGGGGCCCAUGGUGAGAGGCUGGCAACAGGUCUGGAUGGCGACCAUUCUCCGCAUACCUCAGGUGGAGGCGGAGCCAACAACUCCCCGCUGUGGCCCCAGGUAAAAAUGGAGCCACACGAUGGCGAUGAGGGCCAAGGAGCCGGUCACCACCACCACCACCAUCACCACAGCGUUCUGGGUGGAGAUGUGUUCGAGGAGGGGGGGCCCAUGUCCACCAUGAGCGAGUCUGGAGGAGCCAUGGCUCCCUCUCCCGGAGGCGCCGCCUCAGACGGAAGCUUCGUCUCGCAUUCCCCCGACUCCCUGAUGGGGACGUCGCCCGUCUUCAACCAGAGACCCAAGAAACGGAAGAAGAUGUGAGGACGUAUUUGUAGCUCAAAGAUCUAGUUUUUCAGGAGGGACAGUGGACUAUGAAAUGACUAGCAGAUUUUCCAGACGUGUUGCGACAGAAGUGAAGUGGACUGAACAGAAUAUGUCUCCAGAUGUCCAGUGUCUCUGCAUUAACUGUCAUAACAAAAGUGAAUGCAGAGAAAAGGGGCUUUGUAGUUUGUUUAAUUGGGUUUUAUCCCAAAAUAGCUAAUUAAUAGACGCUGUUUCUUCAUUUUGUAUUAAUAACACCAAAAGAAUAAACGUCUUUUGAAAUACUCAA